Messenger RNA from Penicillium diatomitis, 1176 nucleotides. RefSeq lists its product as uncharacterized. Gene Ontology annotation, cellular component: Golgi apparatus. The transcript has 2 exons. Gene Ontology annotation, molecular function: protein binding. The record is from RefSeq and is a predicted model, not a curated record. Lineage: Eukaryota; Fungi; Ascomycota; Eurotiomycetes; Eurotiales; Aspergillaceae. Gene Ontology annotation, biological process: Golgi organization. The coding region runs from base 1 to 1176 and encodes 391 amino acids.
AUGUUUGGUGCCCUCAAUCGUUUCAUUGGAAGACUGGACGGUGAACCAGUUCCUCAGCCUCGGACGGGUCCUAGCGACAAUGCAUAUGGCUUCCAGGUACUGCGCAAUAAGGAUACAGAGCUGCCCCUGGAGCCGUGGUUUGAUUUCAUCAUUGGAAUUAAUGGACAUCCCAUUGAAGAUCCGGAUCCGAACCUCUUUGCGACAGAAGUCCGCAAUUGUGCUGGGUCCAGUCUCACGCUAGAGAUAUGGAGCGCCAAGGUACGUGAAGCUUGGAAACUUCGUCGGGAUCAUGCUCGUGUCUUUACUCGAUUUCUAAUUGUCAAAAUUGUCAUGCGACAGGGUCAAAGGACGCACACCGUCACAGUUCCAGUAUCGGCAACAACACCCUCCCUCGGCCUCUCACUUCAACUCGCACCGCUUUCAUCGACCCAACACAUUUGGCAUAUUCUCGGCGUCCCUUCACCACUGAGCCCUGCGUAUCGGGCUGGCUUGCUACCUCACUCGGACUACAUCAUUGGGACGCCGAGUGGAACUUUACGGGGUGAAUCAGCCCUGGGGGAGCUAGUCGAGGAUCAUCUUGACCGCACCCUGGUCCUUUGGGUAUAUAACAGCGAAUUCGACGUCGUGAGAGAGGUGGAGCUGGUCCCAACGAGAGGAUGGGGAGGUGAAGGCGCUCUAGGCGCCGAACUAGGCUAUGGGGCUCUGCAUCGGUUGCCAGUUGGACUCGGCGAGGAGGUUGAGGGACCUGGCGAGGUGGUCUUUGAAACAAAGGACAACGUUCCGUCUGGCCCCCUCUCCGACUAUAACAAUGCGCCAGCGACCUACGAACCCUCUGGGGGGAACUACUUGGUUCCAGCUAAUCUAGUUUCACCACCCCCUCUCGUGCCUCAAGGAAGGGGGACGUCGCCUCAGACUGCUGUAUCUCCGGCGAGUAGGCGGAAUGGAAAGGCGCGACAUGGUGUCUCACCCAACAGGGCAUUUGAUGACUACUUUGCGGAAGGCGAGCAAAAAAGUCGGGCACAAGACUUUACACCCUCGCGAAAAGGAACUCCCUUGCCUCCCCCACCAAAAGUCGGUGCUCCGCCCCAAGCUUCGAGCAGUCCAGCACCUACAGCAAGUGAGGCCAUGCGGAAUGCGGAGUCAGAGGGCGAACCUGGUCCAGCUCAGGAAGAAUAA